GUUCGUGGUGUUCGUGUCGCCAUUGUCGUUUCGCAGAGUGUUAGAAAAUUGUGUGAAAAAUUGAAAUCAAUUUUUUGUGAACAAAAAAGUGUAAAAGUGCAAGUGCAAAGGGGGUAGAAAGUGCAUUUUACAUGAGAUUUACAAAUGUAAAUUUAAUGUUUCUCGUGCGAAAAUCGUAAAGAAUAAGAAAAAGGACUAAAAACCUGUCGUGAACAGGCUACUCAAAACCGCCAAUAGGAAAGAGGCAAAAUUGUCGUUUCGUCUUUCCAAGGCACCGUAAGAGUGCAGGCGAAGUGUUUCUUAAAAAAAAAUACCAACACUAAAUUAUAAUAUUGGUCAACAUAACGUCAAAUAUCCCAUGAGCCAACGUCGCCUUUGUAUCGGCAAAUAAACCGAUACCAGCUGUACAUGUAUAUAUAUCCAAUUGAGUCUAAAUUCGCUUUUAAAACCUUACAAAAUAAAAAAAGCCAAUUGUGAUUGGUCGCUGUUUAACAAUCUUCGUAAGCUACCGCAAGAACUGCUUUAGCAAAAGCACUCGGAAGGAAAUACCAUUAGCUUGUAUUGGUUUAUUGUUUUCAACUGUUUUGCUUCAACUUAAAAUCGGAAGAAGAACUAGAAACGCUAUUUGAGACACUGCCAUAAUUUAAGAGUAUCGGACACAGUGUAGCAAAAGUAGCGACGUUUUGGCGUGCGCUCGAAUUCCUGUGGUAAACAGGUCACUUGGAAUGUUAGAUGCGGUGAACGCAACAAUUACAGUGUGUCGAUCGUGUGGAAAAAAACAGCAAAGAACAGUGGAGAAAGGGAAAUACCUGGAUUAUGGCGAAUUUAAAUUUUCAACAACCUCCGAGAAGUUUAGCAAACACCUCAAUGGCGGGGCGAACUACAGGUGGAUUUGGUGGUAGUUCACUGUCCGGUCAUGUAACACCUACGUCUGGCAUGUUCCCCACGGGCGGUGCAAAUUACGGACAAACGCAACAACCUCAACUCUCACCGAAUCGCAAUGCACAAUUGUCUGUGGGCGGUCCGGCGUUAUCGAGAGGUGGUCGCGCGAAUAUUUUUGGUCAACAAACAUUCGAACGACGAGCUAUGCAGGCGUUAGGUGGUGGCCCUAUGUCGAAUAUGGGCAGUUUUAUGCAAUCCGGACGCGGUGGCUACGGUACUGGAGGAGGUGCAAGUGGUUUUCCCACGGUUUUUGGUGGCAGUGGAGAUACGGCAACGCCCGCGCUGCUCGAUCCAACGGAAUUUCCAUCGUUGACGAAUGUGCGUGGCCAAAACGAUCAAUCACUGCCUCAGACGAAUCCCCUCCAGCCACCGGGAAGCAAACCUUAUGGUAAUUUCUUUACCUCUUUCGGCAUGGUCAAACAACCAACGUCGGAACAAUCGGAAUUCACCAUGUCUAAUGAAGAUUUCCCUGCGUUACCGGGCACUCAAAUCUCCGACGGUACAACGAAUUCGGGCAUCACGGAAAACAAUUUGGACGGCACGGAAAAGACGAUGAACUCAAUUGUGGGCGGCAGUGGGUUAGGUGCCGUUGGGAGUGGCGUUGGCGUUAGCGGUAGUAGUGGUGGCGGCAGUAGUGGUAGAGGCAUCGACCAUCAACACGAUAAUUCCAGCAAUGAUAAACUUGUGAAAAGCGGAGUGCAAACCUCACCUGAUGGCAAGGUCACAAACAUCCCAGCGAGUAUGGUGAAUAACCAAUUUGGCAUGGUGGGUCUGCUUACAUUCAUACGGGCGGCGGAGUCGGAUCCAAAUUUAGUGACGUUAGCGUUAGGAAAUGAUCUUACCGGUCUCGGUCUGAAUUUGAAUUCACAGGAAAGUUUACAUCCUACCUUCGCUGGACCGUUUGCGGAUCAUCCCUGCAGAGUACAAGACGUUGAAUGCAACGUGCCAACCGAAUAUCUGAUCAAUUAUGCGAUAAAGGAUAAACUGUCCGCACCGUUACUGAAUAAGCUGCAAGAAGAUCUGCUCUUUUUCUUGUUCUACACGAAUAUCGGCGACAUUUGGCAAAUGAUGGCCGCUGCGGAACUUUAUGGCCGCGAUUGGAGAUUUCACAUAGAAGAGAAAAUAUGGAUUACUCGAAUUCCUGGUAAUAAUCAAGGAAAAUUUUACUACUUCGAUGCGCAAAGUUGGAAACGCAUGUCCAAAGAUUUCCAAAUCGAUGCCGAAAAAUUAGAUAAAUGUCCCAAUAUAUCUGCGUUAGUGAACAUGAAUGGACAGUCUGUAUAAUAUUAAUAAAAUAUACAAAACAAAAAACAUGAAAAAAUCUAAAAAAAAAAUCUUUUUUUGAAAAUAAGGUAAAAAUCAUGAUGAAAAAUAAAAGAAAAUAUUAAGAACUUUGAGUUAA
This is a messenger RNA of Bactrocera neohumeralis, 2344 nucleotides long. RefSeq names its product regulator of gene activity (gene Rga). Gene Ontology annotation, cellular component: CCR4-NOT core complex; P-body. The coding region runs from base 817 to 2226 and encodes 469 amino acids. Gene Ontology annotation, biological process: regulation of DNA-templated transcription; nuclear-transcribed mRNA poly(A) tail shortening; regulation of stem cell population maintenance. Lineage: Eukaryota; Metazoa; Arthropoda; Insecta; Diptera; Tephritidae. The record is from RefSeq and is a predicted model, not a curated record. The transcript has 9 exons.